Molecule: messenger RNA, 2586 nt
Organism: Malaya genurostris
Lineage: Eukaryota; Metazoa; Arthropoda; Insecta; Diptera; Culicidae
Product: BTB/POZ domain-containing protein 2-like
Exons: 2
Coding region: 1490-2452 (320 amino acids)
Biological process (GO): neurogenesis
Cellular component (GO): P-body; cytosol
Molecular function (GO): protein binding
Source: RefSeq, a predicted model, not a curated record
CGCAAAUCCGUUGAUAUUACAAAGUUAAUAACAGAGAUAACAUAUAUCGGUAUAUUGAAUACAUAGUAAAAAAAAAACACUUGAUAUUAAUAUUUCAAACAAUAAAUUAAUAUUUUUCUCGGUAGCCGGCUGCCCAGAUCAACCAAUAUAACCAAAUAAUACGUUUAAUAAAUAAUGAAAAUAAUAAAGCAGAAAUAAUACAGAAACAAGACGCGCGUGAAAUCUGUUGACAUUUAUUUGGUGAUUUAAAAUGAUUCUAUAACAACUGUUUAGAAUAUGGCAAUGCAAUGAAUCAACAAUUAACUCGGGAAGCCAGUGAGUUUAGUGGUGCAUCCGAGGAUCUUGAAACCGGAACAUACUGAGUCGCGCGCGCAUAAUACCAAUACUGAAAUUUUUACUAACAAAUAUCCUUCUCCCGUGACACAGUAGUAUACACGUUUUAUCCGUAUAUACACGGCCUCUAGUAACAACAAGUUUUGGGCUAACAUUCCUUCCCUUUCCUUAGACGAUCUACGUUCGGGCCUGGCCAGCGCCGGUACUGAUCAAUGAAUUCUGGGGUAACCAGAAAAUGUACAUGAUGAUUUCUUAGUCUCAGGUUGGAUCAUCUAGAUAUUCCCUGUACAAUUUCAGCUAAUCCCUAUCAGUAACGGAGUAGCAACCAGGGGUGGUCGCUCAAGCUCAUUUUUUGUAAUGGUCUGGAUGGUGGUGAGGCCAAUUUAUUCGCUUCACUAUUUCGAAUAUAGUAAUUCGUCGGCAAUAUAAUAGCCUGGGUCGGUCUCGGAUUCUUCGAAUGGUUAAGUCUGAAUUAUUUGUGCGUAAGACUUCUUGAUUGUCUAAGAUAGUUUUAGUUGAAAUAGUAGAAGUGACGGGGUGAUUACCUUGAUAGGCUAAAAAUUUGUCUUGGAAUUGUUCGGAUGAGAGUAGCCACAAAACAUAAAAUUUCACUGUGAGACAAAUCGAAGAUCACCAAACUAGAGCGAUAGUUGUUCGUAAGAAUCGGUUCAUUCGAAAAUAAAUAAAUAAACCAAUAUAAAUUCAAAUAUGCUAACCAUCAUAACACUUCAGUUUAAAUUUAUUGGCCGUCAAUUAAAAUACCUUCAUAUUUCUCUCUCGGUCAUCAGCUGCCUAGAGAUUGAAGAACAAAAACUAUAGGUUUUAAAACCAAGAUUGCGUUGGGAUUCGAUUGGUUUCAAAUCGAUUGACUACCGUCCAGAGAAUUUGAACUGUACUGGAUGCAUGUCACUUCUAAAUGGAAACAACACCAUUUUAUCCUUUUCCUUAUCCUGAAUUUUGGUUCCAACUUGCUCGCAUUUUGAUUCAAUUUUUCACUAUUUCAAAACUUUUUUUUACAGAUCAAGAAGCUUUCGAGUUUUAAGAAUUAGUUUGACUACUUGGUAAUUUUCCCAGAACACAUAUUGUUAGAAGUUAUUGUUGUCAAAUUUGCGAGUUCAUCGGUAGUGAUUAAACAAGUAAUUUUGAAAAUUCGAAAAUGGAAUUGAAAAAGAUCAAUCAGGAAAUCCCUAUCAGCUACUGGCAGUGUCUUCUGCUGGACGUCAAAUCCCGCAUGAAGCAUUUACUGGAAACCGAGACAAUGGGUGACUGUGAGUUUUUGGUUGGCAAAGAGCCGACACCGGAGAGAAUCAUCGCACACAAAUUUGUCCUCUCGGUGGCAUCCCCGGUUUUCGAGACUAUGUUUUAUGGAUCGCUGGCUGACAAAAAGAACGAAGCUAUACGCAUUCUGGAUAUUGGUGUCGAUGAUUUCAAAAAAAUGAUGACAUAUAUUUACACGGAUAAAACUGAAAUUGGCUCUUUGACUGAAGCAAUGAACAUUUAUUGCGCAGGUCACAAAUACCUGCUGACGGGACUCCGUGCGGAAUGCCGAGCAUAUAUGAAGGCAAAUAUAAAAGCUGAUAACGCCUGCGUUAUUUACGAAUUUUCCAAAUUUUAUGAAGAAUCUGAUUUAAUGAGUGAAUGCCUUACUAUGAUGCGAAAACAAACAAGUGCGGUGAUCACCAGUAAUGGAUUUUUGGACUCUGACCUCAAUACUGUAAUAACCAUAUUGAAUCAAAAUGAAUUGAGUGUUCCAUCAGAGAUCGAUCUUUUUAAAGCCGUGAAGCAAUACGCAGCUAGGAAUGGUAUUUCGCGUGCAGAACAAAAAUAUGUAAAGAAAGUAAAGAAAGAUGGCCCAACUAUUCUUGAUGCCCUACACCGUAUCCGUUUCCGUGUGAUCGCGGAUUCAAAUGAGCUCGCUCGCGAGUUCCUCGGAACGGAGCUCUUGACAAAGUCUGAAGUCGCAACCAUUUUGUUGUGCGUUUCGCUGAAGGAAGCGAAACAUUAUGUUAUGCCUGAGGGAUUUUCGUCCAGUUUGAACCCACGAAUCAACCCAAAUGUUGCUAAAUCUAGUUAUAAUAGAGCUUAUGGGCACAAUUGCCCUACAUGCGGACGUUACUAGCGAAGCUAGAGUAACAUUCAUUAUAUUUUUGUUUUUUAGAUUCACCGGAUUUUAAUUACUUUCGGAAUAUUGUUCGUGUUCGGUUGCUCAUUCAUAAUUGAUUAUUCAUGUUAUUGCAACAAUUAUUUGAUAAU